Messenger RNA from Callithrix jacchus (white-tufted-ear marmoset), 1911 nucleotides. It is a transcript of the gene ZNF575, whose product is annotated as zinc finger protein 575. The record is from RefSeq and is a predicted model, not a curated record. Gene Ontology annotation, biological process: regulation of transcription by RNA polymerase II. NCBI's taxonomy places the organism in Eukaryota, Metazoa, Chordata, Mammalia, Primates, Cebidae. Gene Ontology annotation, molecular function: RNA polymerase II cis-regulatory region sequence-specific DNA binding; DNA-binding transcription factor activity, RNA polymerase II-specific.
UAAUGUGUGUUUUAUUGGACACUGGCUCUCUGGAGUCCCGCUCCGCCCUCUCCUGAGGAAAUGGACAGACUUUUUGCAUACGCCUUGAAGGGUGGAAUUAGCAGCAAGCUCUUGAAACUACCUCUGGAGAUGGAAUCCAGCGGAAUUCUCGAAAAGAAGAGGGGUGCAUGCACUGAUCUCCAAGCACAGUUUGUCCAUGUUAGUCUUGCACGUGCUUGACUCCAGUCAGCACCGUAGGCCCCGCCACCGGCCGUGCACUUUCCUUCGAUCCUUUGGCCAGUAGCUUCGCGCUUGCUCACGAACUUGCCUGCCUGCGUGGCCCACCCAGUCCCUCCUUUCCAGUCCGUCUUCCCUCUCCUCAGCCUCUGCCAGCAGCCACUGCGCAUGCUUUCUGACGCCCCCUCUGGUCCAGCGUGGGAGGAGGGGAUGGAAAUGAGGUUGGGCCGAGCAGCUCGCGCGCGCUACCUUCCCUGCCCUCCCCCGUCGCCGGACGCGCGCUGGGCUGGGCAGUUCCGUGGGGCGGUGCAGCUCCGUGGGGCCAAGGGCAGUGCAGCAGCGGCGACGGCGGCGACGGCGGCUGCGGUCCUGGCCGCGGCGGGAGGAGCCCAAAGCCCCGCCCCCGGGGAGGGGCCGUCCUGCAGGUGCCCGCCCUCCAUCCUCCACGGCCCCAUCCAAGCCAGGGAUGAAAUUUAACAGCAAGAAGGACGCAGUUGACGCGGCGUCAAUGAACUAAGUCAAAACCCGGUUCCUGUGCCAGCAAGAUGCUGGAGCGAGGGGCGGAGUCCACGGCUGGGGCCACGGAUCCUAGUCCCACUGGCAAGGAACCAGUGACCGAAGAAGCUCCCCACCAGGGCCCACCGCAGAAGCCCAGCCAGUCAUCUGCGGGCGCGCCUCCCAGGCCCCGCCGGCGGCCCCCACCCCAGCGCCCUCACCGCUGCCCCGACUGUGACAAGGCCUUCUCGUACCCGUCCAAGCUGGCCACGCACCGCUUAGCACACGGUGGCGCCCGACCCCAUCCAUGCCCAGACUGCCCUAAGGCCUUCUCCUACCCCUCCAAGCUGGCAGCCCACCGCCUCACGCACAGCGGCGCCCGCCCACACCGGUGCCCACACUGCCCGAAGGCCUUUGGCCACCGCUCCAAGCUGGCGGCUCACCUCUGGACCCACGCGCCCACCCGCCCCUAUCCGUGUCCCGACUGCUCCAAGUCUUUCUGCUACCCUUCCAAGCUGGCGGCCCACCGCCACACCCACCACUCCACCGAUGCCCGCCCCUAUCCUUGCCCACAUUGCCCCAAGGCUUUUUCAUUUCCCUCCAAGCUGGCCGCCCAUCGCCUAUGUCACGAUCCCCCCACUGUGCCCAGCAGCCAGGUCACAGCCUGGCACCGAUGCUCCAGCUGCGGCCAGGCCUUUGGCCAGAGAUGCCUCCUGCUCCUUCAUCAACGCAGCCACCACCAGGCGGAGCACAAGGAGGAGAGAGACUGAGCCCUCCCUUGGGCUCACUGUCCCCCUCUGCCCCUAGCCCUCGCCAGUAAGAGGUGGGAUUUCUAAGCCCGGCUGUAUGAGCUCGCCUCUUCCAGAUAGCUGGCAGGGCAAGGGAUUGGCCCUUUGUACUGGGAUCGAACUCAAAAGCCCGAGGAACUGUUUGCUCCCCUGCUUUGGGGAGAAUAAAGCCUCAACCAGUUUAGCACUGGGUCUCAAACCAUAGAUGUGAAGCUGUGGUUUGACAGCACUGGCUCUGCUUCUCCCCACACACUUACAUGGCAAGGGUAAAAAAGUCUGCUACUGUUGUAGGCUGAUGAGGAUUGUGGGCAAACAGGCUCUCUUGUUGUUGUUACAAGUUUAAAUCGGUGUCUCUCCUUUGGCCAUGUGACUGUAUCUAAGAAAUUGAAAAUACAUAUUUGUUUCAACUCUU